This is a messenger RNA of Maniola jurtina (meadow brown), 3150 nucleotides long. RefSeq lists its product as uncharacterized. Gene Ontology annotation, biological process: positive regulation of flagellated sperm motility. Gene Ontology annotation, cellular component: sperm midpiece; non-motile cilium. The coding region runs from base 97 to 3150 and encodes 1017 amino acids. The transcript is spliced from 21 exons. Lineage: Eukaryota; Metazoa; Arthropoda; Insecta; Lepidoptera; Nymphalidae. The record is from RefSeq and is a predicted model, not a curated record.
ACUAUACAAACAAGCAAUUAAUCUUAUCUGUAACAAUAACAAUAAUUUAUUAAUAAUUUAUUUUAAAUAUAAAUAAAAAAGUUAUCCGUUUCUAACAUGGAUAAAAAGCGUUCGACCUACACUUCAUCCGCACCCAAAGCUCAAGCUAAGAACAAAGCAAAAGACCCCCCAAAAAAGGCUAAAGGUGACUGCGCAGAUUCUGCCAGUUCUUCACACACACAGAUUUUCAGACGGAAGAUGUUUGAAGAUACGUAUACAAGAAUAACCACCGACGAAUACUUGGGUAUCCCGGAAUCAAUUUCGGGAAGUUCUGACACAUAUCAAUGUGUACACGGCCCCGAAGGGAAACAGUACACUGAAAAGACCAAGCUCAGAAGAAACUUAAUAAAGGAGUUGGACCCAAUACCUACAGAUAGUAAGUGGGGCGAAGGAUGCCCGCUGUACGGAUGGGAGUUGGCAGCCAUUUUGGAGUUCCUGGUGAAGGAUCCCGUGGGUCACCAGAAUACUGAGAGGCUGGAAGCUCACCUACGUGAUUUUGCCGUAUUGGCUCGCUUCGGAUAUAAAAUCGAAGUUCUGAACAGUCUUACCACGGUACUGGAUUAUUUGGUGGAGAACUUGAAGAAGAAGCCCAGCCUGAAAGAAUUGUUGGUUCUGCUCUUGCGCAAUAUGAACAAACCGAUUUUGUUGACAGUCGCGUCCGAUGUUAUUACUCAACUAGAAGCUGUUAGGAAUUAUAUCGGAUUUUUAGGGUAUCUUCUUCUACGAGUGGAAGAAGAUGAUCUGUUCAAGCUGGUGUCGCGAGGGAUCCUCUGGCAGUUAUCAGCUACGGACGAAGCACGCGGGUCGGGAACCUUGCGAAGACGACAUGUACUAACCACCGGCGGGACCCACCUCCUCAUCACCACCGUCCGAAUGCUCGCUCUUGCCACACCAGAGCGCUUCCCAACUUUCCAACAGAUUGCCUUGCUGCUGGCGUGCCACUCAACCAAUUUCUGUAUCGAGCUGAUGAGGGAAAAUAUUAUUGAAUCCAUCCUCUACCGCUUCAACCCCUACUUUCCCAUGAAAGAUUUGCCAGAUUAUGAAGAGACACCCUUAGACCCACAGGAUUUCAACGUUAAACUCGGCUCAAGCAGCAUUUAUAUGUCAACAACUUUAUCCUUGCUCUUGAUCUUGCUGAAAACACUAAGGAGUUUUUUUGACGAAAACCCUGCUGUUGCCAGGAAGUUUCCCUGUCCAGAUUAUUACUCUCAAAGGUGUUUCUUAUGGGCGUACCGGUACGAGUGCCGUGCGAGAGGCCGCCGACACGAGAGGUUAACACUGACCGUGAUAGCGCAUGCGCUGCUCAGCUGCUUUGGUGACCGGCUUGAGGCAUUCUGCUCUUUGCUGAUGCCAGAUAUUAUGUCACUAUCAGUGCUUACAGAGGUCCCUCCAAAACAAAUCUGGAUACAGAGUGUAGGUUUCAACACUUCUCAAUUAGAUGUUCAGUUUAAGAAGAUUCUCAUCUACUUCUCCGUCGAUUUGCUUAAAACCUUCCCUUGUAAUCGCUUUAUGGUGGAAUCCCAGUAUUGGCUCCUAGGUCUGAUGUUUUUGCUGGACCCUAACUUGUGUGACCUCAGAGCGCGCUGGUCUCCAGCACUUUUCGUAGACAUUAGUAAAAGCGCACUCCAAGCUUUAGUGUGCACGAUACACCUCAUGCCUUCUAAACUGGUCGCAGAAUAUGAUAUAAUAAGACGAAUAAUGUGGUACAUCGAAUGGUACUCUGAGAACCCGUACGAGCUACCAGUGCUGUACUGGUGCGUGCGGCUGCUGCAUGCGGCCAUCCGUAGCCGAAGCGAACCGACGCGAGCCGACUCUCUGUGCGAUCUGUUCGACACACACGGAAUCAUUAUACUCAUGCAUCUUUGUUACACAUUGCUCGAGCAGCGUUGCCCACCCGUGGAGAAGAGCCAAGUGGUGCUGGCACUGACCGUGCGCCUGCUCACAAGCGCGGUGGAGGCCGACCGGCAGCUCGCCUGCUGCGUCUACCCGCAGCUCCAGUGGCCCGCCUCCGUCAACACGCUGGCGACGAAGAUGCUCGACAUCGCGCUGUACUCCCUCGACAAACACUUACUUCUUAGCGACAGAUGGCUUAUUUCGAUAUUAAACUUCAUUUGGGAAGCAAUCAUAUGGAGGAAGGAAUACAGGGAGAAAUUCGUAAUGAGAAAUGGCGUGUACAAUCUUUUAGAUAUGAUAACAAUGAGCAAGCCCUGCGACUUGGCGCGCAGUGGAGUCGCAGUCGCGCAGCUCGUCACUUGGUGCGCCGGCCUUGGCGCCUCCAAUGCGAAUCCAUGCGUAGUGAAGCGUGGAGCAACGAUUGCGAGCCUGUUGGCGGCGAUGUUCAGAGACGACUGUCUCGCGAGCGGCGUGCGACUCGACCACCGCGGCGUCGUACAGGAUCUGGAUUGUCCUCUUAUGUCGACGGAGGUUCGCAAUGAGUUGAAGAGUCCAGACUUCUGUGAGGCUCCUCGUGGACGACCUUAUUUGUGUUUAGCAGUUGCUGACAUGGCUGGCUCUCGGAUGUCUAAGGCGUUUGCACUUCUACAUAUUCUUUCAGAAGAUUUACAACAUAAAGUGUCAAUAGCAGACGAGGCAUACAAUCUGUACAAGAACAUACAACUGGCACUCGACGAGGAGACAAUUCUCGUCCUCUGCUCACACUACCUGACUCUGAAGCUCAAUGAGACGUGGGCCGAAGCUGAGGUACAAUGUUUCGAUUUACUGAAACAGGACAAAGAGGUUUUAGAAGAGUUCCUUCAAAUUAACGGAGGAUGGGCAAAAGAAGUGAAAAGGCAACAGGAAGAAAUGCUAAAAAAACAUAGUCAAAGGGACGUUUGCGAAGAGAAAUCACUGUACGCAUUGUUAGCUAAAGUGCGUUUAAACAAUGCUCUGGAUGCACUGCGGGAGGUACGUUGCGUUGCGCGCUCGGGCACGUCGCGGUCACAUGACUUGCCGCACCAGGCGCCGCAACGUGUGGCUUUCCCUCACACCCUCAUUCCUACCUAUGAGCCGCCGCUAGACGACCUGAACUUGACCGGCCAGUACGUGAAAGUUCGGAGCAUUCCGCACAGAAGCAAGUCGAAAUCAACCAUUGAUGCCAAAUCUCCCAAUUAA